Molecule: messenger RNA, 919 nt
Organism: Juglans regia (Persian walnut)
Lineage: Eukaryota; Viridiplantae; Streptophyta; Magnoliopsida; Fagales; Juglandaceae
Product: ALBINO3-like protein 2, chloroplastic
Exons: 6
Coding region: 286-759 (157 amino acids)
Molecular function (GO): protein binding
Source: RefSeq, a predicted model, not a curated record
AACUCAUUAGUAUUCUUUAAACAAGCUUUUGUAAAUGAGUUUUCAAAGUCAUCUGACAAACUCUCAAUUUUGCAGCAAUUAUCUCUCAGCCAUCCGGCUGUACGUGCAAAAUUGGGGUUACCAGACAAGGGUGCUCCAACUGUUGAUCCUGAAAUAACACCCAUAGAUUCUCCAAUAAAGCAGGGAAAAGUUUCUGUACAGAGCUUAUCCCCUAAAGAACUGCUUGCUCUCUCAGUUAAGCUCUUAGCAAAAGGGCAAAAAGAAAGUGCGAUUCCUUUGCUACGGAUGGCACUUGACAAGGAUCCUGAAUACACGAGAGCUAUGAUCGUUAUGGGGCAGACGCUAUUGCAAAAUGGACAGCUUGUAGAGGCUACUGGAUACUUAGAGGGUGCCAUUUCCAAGCUCAUCCUUGCUGGUGAUCCAACAAGUGUGGAGGAUGUUGAUCUUUUAAUUCUUUCAUCUCAGUGGGCUGGUGUUGCUUGUACACGGCAGGGGAAGAAAGCAGAAGGAAUCGUACACCUGGAGAGAGUUGCAAGUAUGAAAGAACCCGAGGAACCAACGUGCAAAGCUCAUUAUUUUGAUGGUUUGGUAUUGCUUGCAAGUGCUUUAUAUAACGAAGGUCGGAAAACUGAAGCUGCAAAGUAUCUGCGCUUGGCUGCUGCUUAUAAUCCUGCUUACAAUGAAUACUUGGAACAGUGUGAAAAUGACGAGGACAAUUUUGUUAGUGAUCUCGUCAGCAGCAGGAGGGGAGAUUAUUGAUCACAAUUUUUUUUUUUUUUAAAUUUUUAUGGCGCAACGAAAACAUUUUUUUAUUGUUAUUAGUUUGAUUCUGAUUAAAUUGUAUAUGCGAAUAAGCAUAAAUUUUUACUGCGAUUCAUUGUAAUAAUGUCUUUUGAAAUAGUAAGGUCUCAAAAAUCAA